Coniophora puteana RWD-64-598 SS2 is the source of this 3888-nucleotide messenger RNA. RefSeq lists its product as uncharacterized. The coding region runs from base 1 to 3888 and encodes 1295 amino acids. The record is from RefSeq and is a predicted model, not a curated record. The transcript is spliced from 10 exons. Lineage: Eukaryota; Fungi; Basidiomycota; Agaricomycetes; Boletales; Coniophoraceae.
AUGCCUGCGGAAGACCAGCCAAUGUCGACUCCAGCCGUCAUGAAGAGGGCAGCAGUCACUUAUGGUAGGCGUCGAGAUGAUGUCCCAGCACUGACUGCACCAGACGCUCCCAGUUUGCCGACGAAUGGCGAGGAUUUCCAUGAUGACCUGAAGCCAUUCGAAGACGCGUCUGGUACGACCAUAGCACCUGACGAGGAGCUCGAAGAAGAAUUGGACACGCCUACGGUUGGAUUUGGCUGGCGGGCCAAGUUGAAGGAGCUCGAUAGUCAGUUUGACAAUGUUGAUCACGUUCCAAUCUCUCGCAAGGCACAAGAGCCGGAAAGCGGGGAACAUGAUUCAAAGCGGGUAUACAACGCAGAGUCAACGCAGGCUCGGUCACCUUCGCCACUCGGCGGCUCAAGGCCCGCUGUGCUCGAAGAACCUCACUCAGACUCAGAAGAUGAACAGUCGUCCCCCACUGCUGCUACUCCUCAUCGACAAGCCUCUCCGUUCACGCCUCCAACUUCUGAGACGGAAAUGCCUUCUGCAAUAUCGAGAAAACUGAAGGGGAAACAAAGAGCUAUCGUGCAUGACAAUGUCCCCGACGCCAGCCUAGGCGACGUCUCUAUGGACUCCCAAACGAACCGCGCGGGAAAGACGCGCGGGGGUAAAGCACCAACGAAGAAGGACAAGCGCGAAAGCGUGCUUGAGAAUGCUCGUAUCCAAGCGAGCAGGCGCGUGGAAGUAACUCGCGCCGUAGACGCACAACAUACAUUGGAAUGGCUUCUGGAUCGAGUCAAGGAGGGGCCGACCACACUGACAGCUCCUACGGUACCAUCUUCCGACCCUAUACAACAAUUCUCCUCAUCACCCACGGAAAUCCUGUCAUUGGAUGUUGAGUCCAGAAGCACCAGUUUUGGUGCGGCGUCGUCCCUUCUAGGCCACCCGGCCCAUAUCAUUUCGGAUGGACCAGCCUCGGAAACCGCGAAUCUGUCUAAUCAAUCUGAUGACGAGGACAUGCCAGAUCUUGCUACGAUCAUGAAGCGCGAAGAGCAGCAACGAGCGAGUACACAAUCGAAGCAAGACCUCCAACGAGUCAAAGCAGCUCUUUUGCGAGCACAGGCCACAAACGCAUUCCCACAGGAAGACAGCGACGACGAUCUCGAGGUCGUAAAGGAGGAUGUGCACGUUACUGCUGAAGAAGAAGCAUCGAAGCGCAAGAUCGACAAAGCUCUUGGAACGUACAAAGGAGGCAAAAACAUAAUCCCUCUGCUUCGUGGGGCUGCUAUUCCUCAUUCAGCCGGCGCAUCGAAAAGCUCACCACUGAAGGGUCCCAGAUCUUUUGAGGCUACGCUUCGCGAAUCAUCCCGCCCGGCCUUCAUUGCUGCAGCUAAACACGAGAGGGACCAGAAAGGAGUCCGAAGCCUCAAGGAUCUCAACUUGAUGCUGCGCCAGCAAACCGAAAGCGAGAACGCCAAGCAGAUCAAAGACAAGGAAGAAGAGUGGGUCAAAAGGGGAGGCAAGAUUCGGCGGGAUGAAGAGUUGGGCCAGUCGAUCCAGGAGAAGUUAGCUGCCGCGCGACAGAAGUUGCAAGAUGUUUCGGAGCCUGGCCAAGACGACGAUGAAAUGGACGAUGAGGAUUAUGCAGAUUCACAGGGUAGUGAUGAAGAUGAUGAGGACUAUUCUCCGGCCAUACGUGGUUCAGCGUCUCCCGAGCCCGAGAGGUCCCCGUCGUCGAUAGAUGCAUCCGAACAGCUACUGGCAAUGACGGAGACCGAUGACGAACGUGAUAUUUCAGAUGACGAGGAGAAUCUGCCCAGGAAACGACAGACUCGGCCCACCAGGAUUCUGGACUCCGACGACGACGAAGAGAACUCUCGUCCUUCUGGUAGCAAACCGACUUCUAUGGUCAGUCACGGUGAAGACGACAACGACAAAGAGAACGACAAUGUCGCGUUCGAGGCCAACGAUGACAAAGAGAAUCAGAGUGCUCUGCGGCAUUCCCCUCUGUCGUCUCGUCCAGUUUUGGGAAGCAGACCUGGGUCUUUGUUCGGAUUGGAAGAUGGCAUGAGGGGUGGCCUCGCCUUUUCAGAUAUCAGGAACGAAAGUUCGAAACCUGAGGAAGUUCGGACGCCCUUAAAGGAGCUACGCGAAGACGACGACGAAGCCGAUCCAUUCUCAUUGUCGACGCCGCAGGCAGACCAGUCGUUUACCUCUCGUCUCCUUAGUGCAAGAUCAGUGUCUCCGGAAGCAAAGAUCUCGACACCAAGGCGUGGAAGUUCCCCUGAUGGCAAGAGUGGCGGGUUCAAGUCGCCAUUAGGAACAUUUGAGCCGCCAUUCCAAGAGUAUAGCUCAAAGGAUGGUGGUGGCUUGCUAGCUUCCUUUGAACCUUCCUUCCGUGAGGCUACUACUAACCAAGGAUUAUCACAAUUCUUUGCGGCGACGGGAGCCGCUAGCUCUAGAAAAGAUACCCAGGGUUUAUCGCUCACCCUUGACGUCGGUCUCCAACCUGCUUUGGAUGUGAAGGAGUCUGUUCGACGCCAAGCUGAUGAUAUCUUUGACAAAGAACAAGCUGACGUCGUAGAAGCCGCCAACAGGAAGCCAGCAUCGAAAGAAGUACUAUAUGUGAACGAUCAUGGGUUCCUUACUCAAACCCGCCCGGAGUCAUCGACACCAAUACUCUAUCGUCACCCGACGCAGCUGACCCAACAUCCCACUCAACGAACUAGUCUGAUGGACCAGUUUACCCAACCAUUCUCGGAACGCACCCCUUUGCGAACACUCUCUUACUCCAAGGACGUCGAGACAUCGGGCCAGCCUCUUACUCGUCUCAGAAGGCGGUCUUCUUCUCCUACGCCAGACGCACGGGCGACAGCCAUUGAUAGCCCUAGCGUACAACGAAACGCCUUUGAUGUGCUUGGAAAGGACCCCAAGCGAGCGCAGAAGAAGUUAGCAAAAUCAGAAUAUGUGACGGCCGAAGCGGUGGAAUCAGACGAAGAGGAGGCAUUUGGCUUUGGCGCUGGCAAAGGUGAAAGUGACGAAGAGGAGGAGGACGACCAAGACAAAGUGGUUGAGGGCCUCUUAGACGAUGCAGGCAUGGACGAGAAUGCCAAGAGAGAAGAUUUGGUUCAAGAGAAAUUCCGUGAGCACGUAGAUGAGGAUGAUCGUGCGCUGGAGAAGCUCCACCGGGACGCUGCAGAAGGCAAGCUGAGGAUGAAGCGACGUGAUCGCGGUGUUGGUUUCGAGGAUGAGAGUGACGAUGGGGAAGACGAGGAACUGUCAAGAAACAUUCGCAGGGGGAUGUACAAGAAACGCAAAAUUGAUGGCGACGAUCUUGAAGCACUUGGUCAAAACCAAGAAACCAGAGCCUUCUACGAUACCUAUCAACAGGACUUGAUGGAAGAUGAGAACGAGUUUGCUCAUCUCCAUCAGGACGAUGCAGCCAUGAUGGACGCUGAGGACGAAGAUGACCAGGGCAUGGAGGCAGAGGUAUCCGUAGACGAAGUUCGAAGGCAACUUCGCCAGGUUGCCGCCGAAAGCCGAGAACAGGAGGACCUUGAGACUCUAAACCCUUAUGAUACUUCAUGGGUUGACCGAGGACAAGACGAGGACGAGGACAUCAACAUCAAAAUCUUAUCGUCAAAGGGAGAUAGGCAGGCAGGUACCCAGCCCGACAACCAUAUCCAGCAUCGUCAGGGGGACAGAGGGAGCGAACAGGAGCGAGCUCAACUGAAGACAUGGUCCAGAGGGCAAGGGUCUCGACGUCAAGGUACAGGGCGGUCAGGGGCCGGGUCUGCUAUCACUGGUCACAAGGCCAAAGUAGGCAAUGGUACUUUGAAGAACCUUCCCACAAACAAGGACACUGGCAAUACCGGCGCCAUAGAUUCGCUUGACGAUGCAUCCGUGUAA